Messenger RNA from Spirometra erinaceieuropaei, 472 nucleotides. NCBI's taxonomy places the organism in Eukaryota, Metazoa, Platyhelminthes, Cestoda, Diphyllobothriidea, Diphyllobothriidae. The record is from the annotation of a GenBank genome assembly.
CCCCCCCCCCCCCCCGGUCACGUCUUAUGCCGACAUUAAGUUGGUGAAUACAUAUUCAGGUUUUUGACUAGUGCAGUCUAAAUGACAUAUGCGUAUCUGUUGCGUCACUAAAGCGAUCGAUUUAAGAUCAGGGAGCAGACGCUCAUCUGGAAUAGAGUUUACUUGUGCGGUAGUUGCUUAGUAUAUAAUUCCUACUUUUCGCUGAAAAGGUUCUUUUGCCCUAUCAUUACAGAUAGUCAAAGUACAUCAGGACACCGUGGACAGUUACUUUAGAGACAUAGCCGAGGCAACUAUGGACUCCACUGCUGACUUGCAUGCCAGAAACGAAUACGAUGCUAUCGGCGCAAGCUGGGUUGCGGAACAACGUCGCUCCGACAAACAGAGGACAGCCGAAGAGGAAGCCUCCGAUCUGGUCUACAAUUUCCUGAUCCCCGAGGUACUCGCCAGUGCAUUUCAGAGCAACAAGCAGUAA